GAGGAGAGGGGACGGCGAGAGAGGGGGGUGCAUUUUAUAUAUAAGCGGCAUCGGCUGUCUCGGGCAGUUGUGCUCAGAGCAAGCGGCCAGGUGCUGUGCGUAACCCAGAGGGGUACCUUGUGGGCUGAGUUAGGGGGUGCUCGCUUCACCGCUCUGCUCGCUCGAGGCAAAUCAGAAGGACGAGGAGGGACCUCGUCCUCGCGUCUCCUCUCACCCGCAGCAGCGCCUCCUCGCUCGACUCUCCCAAGUCCCAGCCACCCGCCACCUGCUCGCCGGGUCAAGAUGCUAUUUUGGCACACGCAGCCGGAGCACUAUCACCAGUACACGCCUCCCAACAGCUACCUGCGAGACGUGUUGGCGCUGCCCAUCUUCAAGCAGGAGGAGAGCAACAUGCCCAGCGAGCCAGACUCCAAGUCGCCGCCGCUCCAGUACGUGAUGUGCGCGGCCAGCUCGCCGGCCAUCAAGCUGCACGAAGAGACGCUCACCUACCUCAACCAGGGGCAGUCGUACGAAGUGCGUUUGCUGGACAACAGGAAGAUCGGGGAGUUGGCUGAGCUCAACGGGAAGCUCGUGAAGAGCAUCGUGCGCGUUGUGUUCCACGACCGGCGGCUGCAGUACACGGAGCACCAGCAGCUGGAGGGUUGGCGCUGGAAUCGCCCAGGAGACCGCAUUCUUGACAUUGACGUGCCGCUCUCCGUGGGGAUUGUGGACCCACGCACGAACCCCACUCAGCUCAACACCGUCGAGUUCCUCUGGGACCCAACCAAGCGCUCCUCCGCCUUCAUCCAGGUGAACUGCAUCAGCACGGAGUUCACGCCCCGCAAGCAUGGCGGUGAGAAGGGGGUGCCCUUCCGAAUCCAGUUCGAUACAUUCAAGCAGGACGAGAGUGGGGAAUACACAGAGCACCUGCACUCUGCCAGCUGCCAGGUCAAGGUGUUCAAGCCAAAGGGAGCCGACCGGAAGCAGAAAACAGACCGGGAAAAGAUGGAGAAGAGAACUCCACUUGAAAAAGAAAAAUACCAGCCUUCGUUCGAGACCACCAUUCUGACAGAGUGCUCCCCGUGGCCCGACAACUCGUGCCUCAGUAACAGUCCCCCUGCGACGCCCAGCUUCUGCUCCAGCCAACAGAGCUACAGCCUCUCCGAAACCUCUGGAAACUGUUCGUCGUCGUCACCCAUUCACCAGGGAGAUGGGCUGCUGCCGUUACCCACAGGAGAGCAACUCAUUCCAUCGGCCACCAUUCAAGAGACCCAGCAAUGGCUGCACAAGAACCGGUUUGCCAAGUUCUCUCGCCUCUUCAACAACUUUGCCGGUGCCGACCUGCUAAAGCUGUCAAGGGACGACCUCAUUCAGAUCUGCGGCCCUGCUGACGGAAUUCGGCUCCACAACGCCCUCAAAGCGAGGUCUGUGCGGCCACGGUUGACGAUCUACGUUUGUCAGGAGUCUCAGCAAGCAGUGUACCAUGCCAUAUACCUGGAGGAGCUCAAUAGCCUGGAACUCACGGACAAAAUUGCCACUCUCUUCACAAUGGUGCCCCACCUCAUCAGCAGCGUGUAUCGGCAGGGACCCACGGGGAUCCACGUCCUGGUUAGCAAUCAGAUGAUUCAAAAUUUCCAAGACGAGACCUGCUUUGCAAUCGACAUGGUAAAAGAUGAAAACAGUGACUGCUACCACGUCAUUUUAAAAUGAAGCUAUCGUCCAAGGACAACAUCAGAAUAUAAUAUAUACGUCAAGCUUCUCAUGCCUAAAACAAGAAAAAUCUAGGUUGAGUGUUAACAUGCCAGAGAUGCUAAGAGUCUCUUGGUGUGUGUGCCUUGGUGAGAGGUUGCUAGGGUUAGAGCGUGAAAGAUGGAGAAAUUUAAACCUGGGAGAUGUCUUCGGUUCCAGCCUGCAGCAAGGACGAUGCUAAGCAGAGAGGAGCUAGUAAUUCCUGUCACUUUUACAUUCCUUCGGAUCCCAUUACCUCCGACAGACCAAUAUGCAUAUGCACAAGCUUGUGUUGCCACAAGCGCCAGCUUCGGGUAGAGGAAUGCCGUCCUUUCCAGUUUAAUAAACAUGUGCAGGACACAAAAUAAAGAUUGCUUUGUUGAUUUAAAGCUUUCGUGAUUGCAGGGAUUCAUAUUCUUGGUUCUUUCGGUAAAGUCACGUAGAAGGGAAAC
Messenger RNA from Petromyzon marinus (sea lamprey), 2159 nucleotides. RefSeq names its product transcription factor CP2 like 1 (gene TFCP2L1). Gene Ontology annotation, biological process: regulation of transcription by RNA polymerase II. Gene Ontology annotation, cellular component: nucleus. NCBI's taxonomy places the organism in Eukaryota, Metazoa, Chordata, Hyperoartia, Petromyzontiformes, Petromyzontidae. Gene Ontology annotation, molecular function: DNA-binding transcription activator activity, RNA polymerase II-specific; RNA polymerase II cis-regulatory region sequence-specific DNA binding. The record is from RefSeq and is a predicted model, not a curated record.